GCCCUGACCAGGAAUGGAACCACCACCAUCUGGUGUACUGGAGAACACGCCAGCUGAGUGAGCCACACCAGCCAGCGCUACCUGUUUGGUUUUAAUAUCCAUCCAACGCCACCCCUCACUUUUAUGGAAGCUCAAUGAAAGAGGAAACUGAGCUGUAUUUCCAGGCUGCUUGUCAGUCUCCCAGAGGCAGCCAGGCAUCCCCACACCCACACCUGGGACUUGCUCCUUCUGGAAACACCCAGAGCCCGGGCAUCCCCCUCUGCUGCCAGCUCCUACCAGUAUCCCUGGCUCAGUCUCAGAGCACUGCUGCUACUGCUGCUGCUGCUGCUUCCCUAGUCCCUCUGGGGACAGUUUGGGAUCCUGAAACAGCUAUUCUAUUCGGGCUGGAGAGUAAUGGGCUGGGAUCCUUACCCUAGCAGGUGUCAGGCCUGGAGACUUUUUGAUUAAAAGAAAAGGAAGAGUUCAGAGACGAUAGGACCUUGCCUGGUGGAGAAAAGAGAAAAGGCACUCCGAGCUGAAGGAACAGUGUGAGCAAGUACUGAAGGCAUGCAAAUGCCCACCCGCUUUGAAGGGCACACUGUGGUCUGGUGCAGAGAGAGGCUUCCAGUGGAGAGGAGCUCCGCAGGGGCGCAGUGCUGGGCAGGCCUGCAAGAAGAGGGCUGAUUGGAGAGGUCUGAGCUCCCUGAAGGAUCAACAAGGAUCAGUAGUGUCUUAGGUUUAAUCCUGUACCCCUCCCCCCACCACCACCCCCAUCCCCACCUCAGUCUGCCCCUCCUACUCUACCCCUGCCCCCCUUCCCUCAACUCCCAGCCUGGCAGAUCCUGCAGCUGAAUGGACUUCUCUCUGGGCCUACAUUUGGGGCCGAGAAACAAGAAGGCCACCCACCAGCAACCUCCUGCACCCUCUGGGCAUGUCCCACCAGCUGCCUCUCCUUGUCUGUCCUGUCCUCCCUCUGCCUGUGCCUGCCCCUGCCCCGCCUGUCCUCCUCCCACCUGCAGCUGCACUGCCUGUCCCUCUGACGCAGCUCCCUGCCCCUCCUGUCCCAGCCUCCCUGGCCCACCCUGCACCUGCUCCUGCCCUGCCUGUCCUCCCUCAACUUGUCACUAUAGCACUUGUGUCCCAUGCUCUGAUCCUCACUUGACCUACUGCCAUCCCUCACCUUGCCCCAUUUACCCUGGUGCCAAGGGUCGGUCUGCCUGUCCCAGCUGCUGUUUGGCCUAUAGUAAGCACUGUGGCUGUGGCAGAGGGCCUGCCUGGGGGCCUCCAGGCUCCAUGGGCCACUGCAGCUGCUGCUUCAGGGGACAACGCGCCUCUCGCUGGCACUGUCUGAUAGUCUAGGGAUGGGAGGCGGGCUGUUGCCCCCUAAAGAGACUGUCAGUCUUCUGGAGCCCUUCUGUGGCUGCUUCCUCAGGCAGGAGGCAGAAGCUCCGGGUGGAGGAAGAGGGGGCUCCUGGACUCCACACCCAGGAGGUAAAGGCGGCACACUGCUCAGAGCCCCUGGCCUCCCCCUCAGUCCUGGGGGUGAGAACAGGCAUCUGCUUUGAAGUUAGUGUCUGGGCAUGUUCCUGCUGGUUCCAGAAACUCUUCUUCUGCAACGUUUGGAAUGGAAACUGCUCUCAGAGCUUCCUCCAAGGCUUAUAAAGGUAAGCAAGUUAGCCAU
Molecule: messenger RNA, 1660 nt
Organism: Pipistrellus kuhlii (Kuhl's pipistrelle)
Lineage: Eukaryota; Metazoa; Chordata; Mammalia; Chiroptera; Vespertilionidae
Product: guanine nucleotide-binding protein subunit gamma 4
Exons: 1
Coding region: 832-1338 (168 amino acids)
Source: RefSeq, a predicted model, not a curated record